AUGAAGGACCGGCUGGAGCAGCUCAAGGCGAAGCAGGAUGCAGAUGACGAGGAGGAGCUGGAGAUCGCUGUGGACAACACGGCGUUCAUGGAUGAGUUCUUCUCGGAGAUUGAGGAGACCCGGCAGAACAUCGACAAGAUCUCAGAGAAUGUGGAGGAAGCCAAGAAACUCUACAGCAUCAUCCUCUCAGCCCCCAUCCCAGAGCAGAAGACCAAAGAUGACCUGGAGCAGCUGACGGCAGAGAUCAAGAAAAUGGCCAACAGCGUCCGUAACAAGCUGAAGAGUAUGGAGAGGAACAUUGAGCAGGAUGAGGCACGAUCCUCCGCUGACCUCCGGAUACGCAAGUCCCAGCACUCGGUCCUGUCCCGCAAGUUCGUGGAUGUCAUGACCAAGUACAACGAGGCACAGGUGGAUUUCCGGGAGCGGAGCAAGGGCCGGAUCCAGCGCCAGCUGGAAAUCACCGGCAAGAACACGACGGACGAGGAGCUGGAGGAGAUGCUGGAGAGUGGGAACCCCUCCAUCUUCACCUCGGGGAUCAUGGACUCGCAGAUCUCGAAGCAGGCACUGAGCGAGAUCGAGGGGCGGCACAAGGACAUCGUGCGCCUGGAGAGCAGCAUCAAGGAGCUCCACGACAUGUUCGUGGACAUCGCCAUGCUGGUGGAGAAUCAGGGAGCCAUGAUCGACCGCAUAGAGAACAACAUGGACCAGUCCGUCGGAUUCGUGGAACGGGCCGUGGCCGACACCAAAAAGGCUGUGAAGUACCAAAGUGAGGCCAGGAGGAAGCUGCUGAUUUUGGUGGCAGUGGCCAUGCUCUUGCUGGGGACAGUUGCCCUGAUCAUUGGACUCUCGGUGGGGCUGAACAAGAAAUAG
Molecule: messenger RNA, 870 nt
Organism: Sturnus vulgaris (Common starling)
Lineage: Eukaryota; Metazoa; Chordata; Aves; Passeriformes; Sturnidae
Gene: STX3
Product: syntaxin 3
Biological process (GO): exocytic insertion of neurotransmitter receptor to postsynaptic membrane; vesicle fusion; intracellular protein transport
Cellular component (GO): endomembrane system; plasma membrane; SNARE complex
Molecular function (GO): SNARE binding; SNAP receptor activity
Source: RefSeq, a predicted model, not a curated record